AUGGCGAACACAUCGUCUUUCUUAGGUCACCCAGGUGGUCGGCCGAGACAGUACCGUACUCCUUCGCCCCCGCGACGCGCUAUCGAGCCGAUAUCUCCUGCUCUCAAAACCGAGCGCCAUGCCUUUUGGAAUGAACGCAGCGUCUUCUACCCUCGAGGCUACGAUGGAAAUCUACACAGCAUUGCAAAUGGCCCCUCUCGACAGUCAAUUGGGACCAGUCAGUCCCGCGCCUCGUUUAACAGGCCAGCGACACAACCGAAAGCUGGCCACGGUCACCACCGAGCCAGCUCAAGCAUUGAAACACUUGCGAACAUAGCACUAGCGACAAGUCCCAGGUUUCCUUCUUCUAUGUCGUUUGAGCCUUCUCGAAAUGCAGUGGACGCAGAUUCCUCGCCCCUGUUCCCAUCGACCGACGCUGAACCCGAGCGGCCUGCUAAACGCGCGCGGUCGGAGAAGGCAUCGCCUGCAUUCCAACGUAUUGACGCACGGCCGUCGACCAGCCAUGUUGCCAUCCCAGAUAGCAUGAAGACUGACGCUGAACUUCUGUUGAAUUUCGCCCGCCCGACUAAUUUUGCGCCUCCUCGCCAGUACGCGCCUCCUACUAAAGGCUUUGAUCGGCCUCCCCAGCAUUUUGCAAUGGACCAAAGGUUGCCUUUAGGCAAUGGCGCUAUUUCAAGUUUCCCGGGCUCAUUAACAGACGUCUUGUCCGGAAGUACUGAGUCACCCUCGCGGUUACGAUCUCAUUCGGAUGGAUCAGCUGCUAUUGCGCGGCCAGUUAUUCCGGGAUUACGACCGAACACGAGUUCCUCCAUGUUACCUGGAACUUCCUGGGAGGGGGAUAAUAACAUACAAAAUCCGUUGCCAAACUUACCAGAUGAGCAACAAUUUGUUCAGCCACCAAAACGCCGUCCUACCAUUAGUGAUGGGGCCAUGGACUUUGGUCCAAAGACAAAGGAAGAGGCGGCGCAAUCAGAAGAAAUUGCUCCAACAAACUGUGCAGCAUGCCAUCUAGUGCGCAUGGACGUGAAUAGCGAGGAUCAAGGUGCAGAUACUUGGAUUAAAUGCGACGGCUGUGAGAGUUGGCAUCAUAUUGUCUGCGCCGGCUUCAAGAACGACCGUGAAGUCCGCACAGUCGAUAAAUUCAUCUGUCGGAAAUGCCGUCCAGUUCACGGCCAGACUACUUUUGUCCGCAAGUCAUCUCGCGCAAGAACAGCUAUCGACUACGCAGGUUUGAACCAGGGCCUCGUCAAGACUUCCACGGAUUCCUAUGAGCACCAUUAUAUCCAGCCUAUCAAAGAUGGAAGGAUACAAUUUCUACCGGAAAAUUUCCCGCGCAUGAGAGCGGAGCUAGUGACUGCGGAAUUUUUUGAAAGGGGAGUCGGCAUGACCGAGCCUAUUGUCAUUCCAGCUGCCCUUAACCCUCGUACCUCUGUUGACAUGACGGAGCUGGACUCUGCUUUCGACAAUCUGGCGAGCGAAGCUCCCACCCAGGAGAUGUUUGAUGAGCUACUGGAAAAUUAUCCGGACGAGCCUGAGACGGUCAUCGAUUGUGGGCAAGACACAUUAGAUAUGGUAAUCCCAAGGGGCCUCACAGUUCGCACUGUCGCUCAACUGUAUGGGCCAGAGGAAAGAGUUGAAGUCAUUGACGUUAAAUCUCAGCAAGGCGAGGACAAAAGGUGGAAUAUGCAAAAAUGGGCCGAUUACUAUGAGAGCACAGGGAAGAAACCCGUGCGAAACGUCAUCAGUCUGGAAGUAUCGCAGAGCCAACUGGGCAAAUUGAUUCGUCGACCGAAGAUCGUUCGUGACCUUGAUCUUCAGGAUUCUGUUUGGCCGAGCGAGCUCACGGCUGUCGGUGAUUACCCCAAAGUUCAAUUCUAUUGCUUAAUGUCAGUGGCGGAUUGCUAUACGGAUUUCCACAUUGACUUUGGGGGUUCCUCGGUCUAUUACACCAUUCUCAAGGGCAAAAAGACAUUCUUUUUCAUACCUCCGAAGGAAAAGCAUCUGAAAAAGUACGAAGAAUGGUGCAAUUCUCCGGCCCAGGAUACAACGUUCCUCGGUGACCAAACCAAGGAGUGCUAUCGAGUGGAUUUGGAAGAAGGCGACACCAUGCUUAUCCCUGCUGGCUGGAUCCAUGCAGUAUGGACGCCGGAGAACAGCCUUGUUAUUGGGGGCAACUUUCUCACUCGCAUGAACUACGGAAUGCAGAUCAAAAUCGCAAAGAUUGAAAAGGACACCAAAGUUCCGCGCAAAUUCAGAUACCCCUUUUUCCAGAAGAUUCAGUGGUACACUGCGCUGAAGUAUUUGAAUGAUGAUCCUAUUCCGGAUACGGUUCUUGAUGCCUUUACUCAUGAUGAACAAUAUCGCUUCUACCGGCAGUUUCCCAUCUACUAUGAGUUUGGAGAAAGGGAGAAUCGCUCAGCCCCGGGCUCUCCUUAUUACAAUGCACGCUUCUAUUCACAGGCAGAGUUGGAGGGAUUGCCUGAGUUGCUUAAAUACCUUUUGCGAACUGCACUUGUUGCUGGUGGGUACUCCGUAGACGGGGUUACAAUAGAGAGCCGCGUCGCGAUCAAAAAAUCCAUUCCCAAGAUGCAGGGAGAACCGCUCGAGGUAGUCAAGAAAUUUGCGGUCUGGAUAGCUUGGAAACGAGGAAACGAAUAUCCCGCUCCAUGGAUACGGCCUGGCGUCAUUUCCAGUACAUUCAAAAUCGACCAACUGGACAAAAGACCAGCUGGACGUCCUAGUCGUCGGUCCGAGCGACAUGCAGAUGCUCAAAAGAUGUAUGCGGAAAGGCAAAGCCUCCAACUCAUUUCUGAUCAGCUUCCGGAAUCUCAGAACCCUAUUCUAAGCUCCACGCCCAAUCCUCCUGACAACGUAAUUCAGCCGCCUCAACCGGUUCCAGUGGUCAUCAACCCGGCUGUCAAUAGUCCAGUCAUCAGCACUAGCCCGACUACUAAAGAGGAAUCUCUCAAACCUCGAAAUACAACAAAAGGUUCGGGUUUGGGACCGAAGCGAGUAGCUUGUGAUGCAUGUCGGAAAAGGAGGAUACGGUGCCGCCACAAGGAUGAGCAGAGCGAUAGCUUGCCACUAGGAGUGUCACCAAACCCGCCACAUCCAGGCGCUAUGUUUGACGCUGUUGAUCCGCAGAGGCAGUCUAUUCUGGCCCAUGAUGCAGCUUCUGUACUUAAUGCGCUAGCAUUUGUUGCCACGGAGUCGACCCUUCCGGAAGGCAGCGAGCAUAUGGCACUGAAUACGAGUGACGGGUAUCCUCGAGACAACGUCGGUCUCUUGAGUGGUAUCUCGCAAUCGGCGUUUCCACGGUCCAUGGAUGGCAGUCUAAACGGUAUUAGUGGUGGAAAGAAGGGGAGAAGUAAGGCGUGCGACGAAUGUCGCAAGAGCAAGCGUCGAUGCAUUCAUGACGAGUAUGGACGAAUCGACCCUGUCAAAGCGCAGGAACGGUCAAAACCUCGAGCGACUUCGUCAACGAAGCGGGCGAGGCCGAGUGAAGACGGCAUUGAUGCAGCGACGAUUAAAAAGGUUAAGCCAGAAGCUGGCGCUGUCCCUGGCAUCGAGGACGACCAAACCACUGUGCCUUACUUUCCUACUCCCAGGACUCACCUCCUAGACGAAGAGCAACCGCCGCAUCACAAACAUGACAAUGAAGUGCUGUCAACAGUACAGUCUCCACCAGAAGACAAGCCCGUCCAGUUGAAGCAUCUUGAAGCAGAGAACGCUUCAUACACUUUAUCUCCAGGUGCAAAGACCAAUGGAGACGCAGGGACGAUAGAUCAACCGACAAAUCCACUAGUAUCCCCGCCUACUUCACUUGCAGGGGAAACAGAGGUAUUACCGCCAGAUCACCAUCGUCACGACGAACUUCAUAGCAGCAGCGUCAUUGUCGAAGGUGAAACCGAGAUACUACAUACACCGACAUCAAGCUCUCGCCACUCAUCCCGUCAACCACGCCAGGUCGAUCGAUAUAUUCCCGAGCAAACACAUCACGCAACAAAAUCAACAGCAGCAUUAACACCAUUCUCUCGACAGACGGCAAAGCCUUCAACAAAGAAAUCAUCCUCUCGACCUAGUUCAUCACACACCAAGAAAAGCGCCUCGCCCAGCAUUGACAAAAAGCAGCAAUCAACAACAACCACCACUUCUCGUCCAUCCUCAUCGCAUCGGAACACUGCUCCUGUAAACAAAAACGUGAAACGCGAACGAACCAGUUUCACAGCCGAGGACACCGACGCGGAGAGUCUGAAGUUAAUCAGAGAGAUCCAGGAACAGGAAUUCGGUCUUCGACGACGGACUACGCGCGUUUAA
Molecule: messenger RNA, 4317 nt
Organism: Talaromyces atroroseus
Lineage: Eukaryota; Fungi; Ascomycota; Eurotiomycetes; Eurotiales; Trichocomaceae
Product: JmjC domain-containing histone demethylation protein 1
Exons: 2
Coding region: 1-4317 (1438 amino acids)
Biological process (GO): regulation of transcription by RNA polymerase II; protein demethylation
Molecular function (GO): zinc ion binding; histone demethylase activity; transcription coregulator activity
Source: RefSeq, a predicted model, not a curated record